UCUUCAUGAAUAUUCAUAGCAUGUAGAAGCAGCGCCUGCGCACCGCGCCAUCGAGUGUUUCCCAAGUGUUUGAAACUGGUAUUUGGUUUUCCACGUUGGACCAAGUGUAACAGCAAUACACAUUGAUCGCUGUGUUUCUUACCAGAGGAGAGAGGGGGAUUGAACAAAAAGGAUUAAUACUGUGUUAUGCUUCUCAGAAGACAUCUACGUUUAUUUCAAAUAUACAUUUGUUUCUUUUUUUCUGCGUUCAAGCGAGAGGAGUCUAGCGUAACCAACCCCAGACUGUCUCUGACAGCCAUUCACUCUGCUGCUGAACUGAGGAGAAGGAGAUAUUUCGGUCUCAUUUUUCAAUAUCUGAUUACCAAAUGUAGUUUUACUAGCGUCUUUUUUGUAUUCCUUUGUGUUUUGUGAAGAAGAAGAAAAAAAAUGCUGAGCCCUACGAAUGGGGAUCCGCUCCACGUUGUUAACUAUGUGGAGGACUAUUUGGACUCGAUCGAGUCUUUGCCUUUAGACAUGCAGAGAAACGUCUCUUUGAUGAGGGAAACUGACGCUAAAUAUCAAGAGAUUUUAAAGGAGCUAGAUGAGAAUUACGAGAAGCACAAGAAAGAGACAGACCCGGUGCAGAAGAAGAGACUGCUGCAAAGCAUCCAGAGAGCGCUGAUCCGCAGCCAGGAGCUGGGGGACGAGAAGAUCCAGAUAGUGAGUCAGAUGGUGGAGCAGGUGGAGAACCGAACCCGGCAGGUGGACAGUCAUGUGGAACUCUUUGAGACUUGCCAGGAGCCCAUCGAAAGCACAGUCACCCCAGGAAAAACCAGCCAAGAGAAAUCCAGAAACGAGACUGUGAGCACAAACGAGAAGCCCAGCAAUAAGAGAUCCAGACGGCAGAGGAACAAUGAAAAUCGGGAGAACGCAUCCAACAAUCACGAGGAGGAGAUCACAACGGGAACGCCCAAGGAGAAGAAAGCAAAAACGUCCAAGAAGAAGAAGCGAUCAAAGGCCAAGGCGGAGAGAGAGGCUUCCCCCGCAGACCUACCCAUUGACCCCAACGAGCCAACCUACUGCCUGUGUAACCAGGUCUCUUACGGGGAAAUGAUCGGCUGUGAUAACGACGAGUGUCCGAUUGAGUGGUUCCACUUCUCUUGCGUGGCACUUAACCAUAAACCCAAGGGUAAAUGGUACUGCCCCAAGUGCAGAGGGGAGAAUGAGAAAACAAUGGACAAAUCUCUUGAGAAAUCAAAAAAAGAAAGGGCUUACAACAGGUAGUUUCAUCCCAAUCCAAGGUAGUCUUUACAGAGUGUAAAAGAAACAUAUUUAUGAUGAGGGUCAUCAUUCAUUUGAAGUGCAAGGAUUGUUACAAUUUCAAUUCUAAGUGUGGUAGGGGUAGAUCUUUAUUCAGAGGCAUAUUUGAAAGUGCUGAAUGGGUCUAGCCCUACCUGCCUGCUGUUAAAGAUUGGUCAGAUCACGAUGAAAGAGAUGUGGCGUUACUCAGUUGACCUAAACAGCAGCUGUAUUGAAUGUACCAAAUAGCUAAAGAACUAACUUUAAAGGAUUCUGCGCAACUGGAAUAUUUGAAUGUGGAAAAUAUUUCAUUACCACUGCUGUUUAGGUCACUUGGUCAAUCUGCAGUGUUCAUUUACAUCAAUUAAACUAGCAAUGGGAGGCACCAUAACAUUUUUCUCAGCAGUUUUCAGAUUUACAAAUCAGUAAUGCCACUAUUAUUGAACUUACACUCAUUUCCUUUCCUACUUGCAAAAAAAGUGUAUCUCUGGGUUUGUGUUUUGAAACAUGCUAAAGUGUGUUUUUUUUUUAAAUUCACUAAAUGGUUUAAACUGUUGCUGUAUUUAAUGUGCCAGUAUUCAUCUAGUCAUAUAUAUAUAUAUAUAU
Messenger RNA from Acipenser ruthenus (sterlet), 1884 nucleotides. RefSeq names its product inhibitor of growth protein 1-like. Gene Ontology annotation, biological process: positive regulation of DNA-templated transcription. The record is from RefSeq and is a predicted model, not a curated record. The transcript is spliced from 2 exons. Bases 427 to 1263 code for a protein of 278 amino acids. NCBI's taxonomy places the organism in Eukaryota, Metazoa, Chordata, Actinopteri, Acipenseriformes, Acipenseridae. Gene Ontology annotation, cellular component: nucleus.